Nicotiana attenuata is the source of this 2842-nucleotide messenger RNA. Its product is annotated as phosphatidylinositol 4-kinase gamma 7-like. The coding region runs from base 577 to 2499 and encodes 640 amino acids. The transcript has 2 exons. NCBI's taxonomy places the organism in Eukaryota, Viridiplantae, Streptophyta, Magnoliopsida, Solanales, Solanaceae. The record is from RefSeq and is a predicted model, not a curated record.
AUAUAUAUAUAUAAAAGGAGAGAGAGAGAUUCGUCAAAAGAGAAGAAAGCAUAAGCCACACAGGAGCAGAGCAAAAGAAGAAGAAAAGGUUUUUUGGUGGCUUCAAACUGAGAGAAAUCAAAUAGUAGCCGUUGAAUCGUAUUUCUCUCAAUCAGACGGUUUACAUCUCUGUAUUGAUAUCUUCUUACUACGGUGGUGAAGAGAAAGAAAGGCGGUGUACUGGUUGCCGUAAAAAGAGAGACAAACAGAGGCGCGAUCUCUCAGAUCUGGCCGUCUGAUUGUGGUUCACUGCUAUAAUCCGGAUCAUCAGAUGGCUCUUUCGAUGUAACAUUUGGGAUCUUGAUCAUUCGCUGUUGGUUGUUUGACGUGCGAGUGAUUGAUAGUGUUCUUGUGUUCGGUGGUGACAUCUUUGGGGGUUGGUUUUGAUUCCUUGCUUGCUGAUUGAUGAUCUUUUGUGGAUUGAAUCAUUUGUUUUUUUGCACACAAUUGGCUUCUGAGUUGAGUGUUGGGGAAGCUCUCUUCUUCCGCCAUCUCUUUUUGCUGGUUGUGACUUAGGACGGUUUUUCUCGUCCUUUUAUGUCUCCUAACUUGGACAGUCCUGUUCAAACCCAGAUGGCUGUGGCACUAUUCAAGAGUCCUCUUGGUGGUGGAGAGUACCAUGGAAACAGUAGGAUGGAAAGGAAAUCUACUGGGAGGAGGCGUGUUUUUGUCCAAACUGACACUGGUUGUGUACUGGGGAUGGAGUUGGACCGUAGUGACAACGCUCAUACUGUGAAGAGGAGGUUGCAGAUUGCCCUCAAUGUUCCAACUGAGGAGAGUUCUUUGACAUUUGGUGAUGUGGUGUUGAAGAACGACCUUAGUUCUGUUCGGAAUGAUUCUCCUCUACUGUUGACGAGGAAUUUUAUGCAUAGAAGUUCAUCUACUCCGUGUCUUUCACCUACUGGGAGGGAUGUCCAACAGAGAGAUCAGAGUGGUCCUAUUGAAAUACUGGGGAACUCUUGUGUCUUUGCCAAGACAAGACUACUUGUCAAGGAGAUUGUGAAGGCUAUCAAGAAUGGAGUUGAGCCACUUCCCGUCCAUAGUGGACUUGGUGGGGGUUACUUCUUUAGAAACAGCAGAGGGGAGAGUGUUGCUAUUGUCAAGCCAACAGAUGAAGAACCAUUUGCCCCAAACAAUCCUAAAGGCUUUGUUGGCAAAGCUCUUGGACAGCCAGGCUUGAAGCGUUCAGUUCGAGUUGGAGAAACAGGGUUUAGGGAGGUUGCUGCAUAUCUUCUAGACUAUGAUCAUUUUGCUAAUGUGCCGGCCACUGCAUUGGUGAAAAUCACUCAUUCUAUUUUUAAUGUCAAUGAUGGUGUUAAUGGAGACAAGCCUCAUAGCAAGAAGAAACUCGUCAGCAAGAUUGCAUCUUUUCAACAAUUCAUCCCUCAUGAUUUUGAUGCCAGCGACUAUGGAACCUCCAGCUUCCCCGUUGCUGCUGUUCAUCGGAUUGGGAUAUUAGACAUCAGGAUUUUUAACACAGAUAGGCAUGCAGGAAAUCUUUUAGUUAGGAAGCUUGAUGGUGUUGGGAGGUUUGGUCAAGUAGAGUUAAUUCCCAUUGAUCAUGGCCUCUGUCUACCAGAAACGUUGGAAGACCCAUAUUUUGAGUGGAUUCAUUGGCCUCAGGCAUCUAUUCCUUUUUCAGAGGAUGAACUGGAGUACAUAGAGAAACUUGAUCCUGUUCGUGACUCUGAGAUGCUGAAAAGUGAGCUCCCUAUGAUUCGCGAAGCUUGCCUUCGUGUCUUGGUCCUGUCCACCAUUUUCCUCAAGGAAGCUGCUGCUUAUGGGCUCUGCCUUGCAGAGAUUGGUGAGAUGAUGAGCAGGGAGUUUCGGCGUGGGGAGGAGGAACCCAGCGAGCUUGAAGUAGUUUGUUUGGAGGCGAGAAGGAUGAUUGCUGAGAGAGAGAUUUUAUCUCCAAAGGCUGAAGUUGAUGAGGAGGAGUUCCAAUUUGACAUAGAUUACGAGGAUGCAGGGUAUGACUUUAGUCCAAAUAUGGCCUCUGAAGACUUCAUGACCAGGAACCCGUUUCAGUUUCCAUUUGGAGGCGGAAAUUGCCGCACUCAACUCUUUAAGCUAGACGAAAGCAUUGAGGAAGAAGAGAGUGAAGAGGAGGAAACAAGCUUUAACUAUGUUCCUGCACCCGCAAAGAAUGUCUCGGAGUCAAAACUAUCAAUGUCCCUCAAGAAUAUUACUUUAGGUGACAGGAAGCAGAAGCAUCCUAGUUUUUCAGGAACAAAACCAGAAAAUGGUGAUCUAGCCAGAGCAUCAUCCGGCCACAGGAGCGCGAAUGAGCAGCUCCCUGUGAGUUCCAGCUUUUUGAAGCUAGCAGAUAUGAAUGAGGAAGAGUGGCGUCUGUUUCUAGAGAAGUUCCAAGAACUGCUGUACCCAGCCUUCGACAAGCGUAAAUCAGUAACUGUUGGUCAGAGGCAGAUACAAAGGCUUGGGACUUCUUGCCAGUUUUGAGAUCAAGGUACUACGACAUAUCACUGCUAGGAUGAGUUAAUACCUAAAUAACUCCCUGCAGGCUGCUUGAAGUGAAGGAUUUCUAGCUUAGGUCGGUUUUAUGGAUAUGCUCCCUUAAAGAAGUUAUAUAGGGCGGCAGUAGCUUUGAUAGGAGUUGCUGUAAAUAUUUUUGGUGGCACCCGAGUGAAAGUGCCGAGUAGAAUUGGUGUUGUUUCCGUUUGAUGUCUUCAUUUUUUUCCCUUUCACUUUGUCACGGCGACUGUUAGAUAAAUAAUUUGUAGAAUGAUAUCUGAGAAAAGAUCAAUAAAAAAAAGUUAUGUAAAUGUUGGAUUUGUUCUUUUUA